Messenger RNA from Aspergillus welwitschiae, 1673 nucleotides. Its product is annotated as diacylglycerol acyltransferase type 2A. The record is from RefSeq and is a predicted model, not a curated record. Gene Ontology annotation, molecular function: diacylglycerol O-acyltransferase activity. Gene Ontology annotation, cellular component: endoplasmic reticulum membrane. The transcript has 2 exons. The coding region runs from base 310 to 1536 and encodes 408 amino acids. Gene Ontology annotation, biological process: triglyceride biosynthetic process. NCBI's taxonomy places the organism in Eukaryota, Fungi, Ascomycota, Eurotiomycetes, Eurotiales, Aspergillaceae.
CCUAGGCUUAGUUGUUACGUAUUCUCUCGCCAUCAUCUCGACGAAGCAUCUCCAUCUUCUAGCAGUUAGGUUCGAGACUUUCGGAUAUAUCCACUGUCUUGAGCGUUAUCGACUCACUUAGCCCUCAAAUAUACUACCUGUUACUCACGUGGUAAAUUCUUAAUUGAAGCUCAGUCAAACUGAGCUCAGAUCUUUUGACGUGGUUCAUUGUCAAUCUCAAUCCCCUACGCGUCCAGAUCUCCAGAUAAAUAACUCAGAACUUACGUCUUGGACUCGCUCCGGUUUAUUUUUUACGCGCCCAGUCAACGGAUGUCGCCCUCCGAUACACCUCCGGGCCCUGUUCCAUUUGGUCAGGAAAAUGCAGCGCUACAACCUACACCUACGGAAUGGUCUCUCAAGAGGCUCUGGAAUCGGACAAGUUUGCCAUACAGGGCAGGUUCGUCCGUAAUGCCUGGUGGUUCUGCUUCCCAAGCAGCCCAAGAAACCACGAAGGAGUCAAGGGGGGCAAGUAUUCGCUGGGCCCCACUCAAUGUUGGACUCGAACGGCGCUUACAGACUCUGGUGGUGUUAUGCCAUACUUUAACAAUUGCAAUUCUUUUAACAGCGUUCUUCUUCGUGUGUGCAAUCCCUUUAUUCUGGCCUAUUAUACUGCCUUAUCUUAUCUAUAUAUCCCUUUUUUCAACGGCAGCCACGUCAGGCGAUUUGAGCGGUAGGUGUGACUUUCUACGAUCACUCGGCGUAUGGUCAAUAUAUGCAUCGUAUUUCCCGGCCCGCUUGCAUCGGUCAGAACCUCUCCUCCCAACCCGGAAGUAUAUCUUUGGCUAUCAUCCGCAUGGAAUCAUCUCCCAUGGCGCUUUUGCAGCGUUUGCUACCGAGGCUCUUGGGUUUGCAGGACUCUUUCCUGGUAUCACCAACACCUUGCUUACGCUUGAUUCGAACUUCCGAAUCCCCUUCUACAGGGAAUAUGCACUAGCCAUGGGGAUUGCAAGUGUCUCGCGCGAAUCAUGCGAGAAUUUGCUAUCAAAAGGUGGUAUUGAUGGCGAAGGAAUGGGCCGUGCUGUAACUAUCGUCAUAGGUGGUGCGCGCGAGUCUCUUGAUGCUCUUCCGCAUACAUUGCGUCUUGUACUCAAGAGGCGUAAGGGUUUCAUUAAACUGGCAAUCCACACUGGCGCCGAUCUUGUGCCUGUACUGGCCUUUGGUGAAAAUGAUCUCUAUGAACAAGUGCGCUCUGAAAACCAUCCUGUUAUACACAAAUUGCAGAUGCUGGUCAAACACACAUUGGGGUUUACUAUUCCGUUAUUUCAUGCCCGUGGUGUGUUCAACUAUGACGUGGGUCUGAUGCCAUAUCGUCGGCCACUCAACAUUGUUGUCGGUCGCCCAAUCCAUGUUGUGCAGCAGCGGGAUAGGGAGAAGAUCGACGAUGAUUAUAUCAACCAUCUUCAUUCCUUGUACGUGCAGGAAUUAGAAAGAAUAUGGGAAGAGUGGAAAGAUAAAUAUGCCAGGGACAGAACAUCGGAGAUCGAAAUCGUUGCUUGAGACACACUAACAGCGAAGGUUUAUCGGAGAUAAAGGAAGAUUCUUUUGUAUCACUAUCUACUAUAUACAUAUGCUUAUAUAUACCUUUGCCUAGAUUUAUUAGGCACAUAAGGCUUCGGUGAGUACGGAGUAAGGGG